Messenger RNA from Paraglomus brasilianum, 342 nucleotides. Lineage: Eukaryota; Fungi; Glomeromycota; Glomeromycetes; Paraglomerales; Paraglomeraceae. The record is from the annotation of a GenBank genome assembly.
AUGGACGACUCUGAACUCCAAGCUAUAAGACAGGCAAGAUUACGAGAAUUGCAAGCACAAGCAACACAAGGCGGUGGAUCAAAAUCAUCUGCGGAGGAUGCUGAAAAGAAACGUGAAAUGGAAGAGACGAGGCAGACAAUGCUAGUUCAAAUACUCGACAAUGAAGCUCGAGAGCGACUUGCCCGAAUCUCUAUGGUAAAAGCGGACAAAGCUCGCGGAGUUGAGGAUUUACUCCUGCGCAUGGCUCAGACUGGCCAAUUACGAGGGAAAGUCAGCGAGUCGCAGCUAAUUGAUUUACUGGAACAGAUCAAUCAACAGGCUAAGCCGGAGACAAGGAUCGUG